Scylla paramamosain (green mud crab) is the source of this 8170-nucleotide messenger RNA. RefSeq lists its product as uncharacterized. The record is from RefSeq and is a predicted model, not a curated record. Gene Ontology annotation, biological process: endosomal transport; vacuole organization. NCBI's taxonomy places the organism in Eukaryota, Metazoa, Arthropoda, Malacostraca, Decapoda, Portunidae. The transcript has 6 exons. Gene Ontology annotation, molecular function: ATP hydrolysis activity; ATP binding. Bases 1964 to 4747 code for a protein of 927 amino acids.
AGAUUGGAAGACAAGUGUGUGAGGGCAAGAGAGGCAGGUGUGAGCGGCAGGCUGUGUUAGGGGAGUGGGGGUCAGGGGAAGAGCGAUGUUGUAGCAGUGAAAGCUUGCAGCAGGUUUGGUCCUGUGACAAUGCUAACCCCCUCUAUCCCCUUCCCUCCUUUCCUCCCUUCCUCCUUCCCCCUGUGGCCCCAAGGCCCCGCCAGCCGAGCCACCCACCCACUCCAUGUAGCAAAAGCUAAGGUGAACAGCGGUCCGGGAGUCAAUGGAGGACGUUCAACAUUGCAUUUCUCUCCAGCCACCACCGCUGUCUCGCCUUGAGUCUCACUCCACUUACUCGUUUUCUUUGAGGAAAUUUUUGUCUGUAGAGAACUAACAAGCAGACGGGUCGGGGAUGGAAGGUGAAUGAUAAACGCACAUUUGUUGUGGAUUCCAGGCUCUGCGAUACAAAUGUGGGUUAUCAGCGAGGUGGAGCGAGCAGCGGCAGUCGUAUCAAGGCUUCCGAGGGGCCGUGCGUCAUGCCAAGAUUGUUUAUUUUGUGUGACCGUCUAGUUUGGGAGGAGAGACGAAUGGUCGUGUCACGUCGCGUCAACUCUACCUCGGCACGGCGGCGCUGAUUUCCAGGGCCUGGGUUUUGGCGUCACCGGGAACAUAGGAACCAUAUUUGUCGCGGACCUUUAGCAGAGAGAGAGAGAGAGAGAGAGACGCUUGAGAUUAAUUGUAGGAAGGAAAUAUGUCAAGGCGUGAUGGUGGACGGAGGGGCCAGAUGGCGCCCACGGCCGCUUUUUAUAUCGCUGUUUUUCUGCCCGAGUACUGGACGUCCCCGCUUCUCGUGGUGGUCUUGCCUGAGGUCCUGAGAGGAGGGCGGGCUGGCUGGCCCUUCCAAGUCGACCAGGACGAACGCACCACUUGUUCCCAGGAGGACGGCGGGCAGCAGCAGGUGUCCUCACCUGAGAAGGUCCCUUAGGGCCGGGCUGAGUGCCGCCUUUGGUCCUGACCUCGACCCGUCUUUUAUAGGAAAGAGAGCAGGGUAGGCCGCACACUAUUGGUGGCAUCUUUCUCGUCCCCCAGGUCACUUUUGGCGAAAUGGACGAAUUAAGUUAAUUGUGGCAAUGGUGUGUAGCUGGCUGGCCUCUCCCCGUCCCUCCUCACCUCCUGCCCCCGCUGGUGUAUUCUCCCAUCCCCUGCCAAGUGUCACUUCUGUGCAUCUCCCCCGGGUCAGUACGCAGGGGCAGAUGUGAUGCUGGGAAUUCCAAUUAGCCACUUCAAUUUAUUACACGUCUGGGAGGCUUCACAUGCAUCCCCAGUGCUCACAGCGAGGAGAGAUGAGCGAUAUGUGGUAAUCAGAUUUCCUAAUUAUCGUGCGCCCGCUCCCAACUACCCUUUCGCAGACAACCGCAGACACCAGACAUGUUGGAGCUCUGAGCCACACUCGAAUUUUGUAGCGUUAGGGAGGGCGUGUAUGGCCAGGCUGAAGUGCACAGAGAAAGACUCUGCCAGGCUUGCCCUUUGCGGCUUCCGACACCACCAGCCUCGACACAGACGUCAACAGAGAGCGGCCGAGUAGCAGCGGCGUUUGGCAACCCUCGCCGUCACCACUGAGCUGCCCCCGCUGUGCUGUUCCCAUUAUGGAUGACUCCCCUUCCCAUUUUGUUUCACUCGUCCGUGUAUCGUGUGGCCAAUUACCUUCCUGAGCGGUAACCAUCAAGAUAAUUGACGAAAACACGUGGUUCACGAGUCAGUGUUAAAUGGACCAAUCCCUGGCGAGUUUACCUCCCCGGACAAGGUUGCCUGCUGGCCGCGGUGGAUAGAGGCGGUGGUAUUGUUGUUCAUUGUUAGUGGUGUUGUGGUGUUUGUGCGACCCGCCCAAUAUGUGAAUUUUAGGGUCGAGGAUUUAAAACUUCCCUUCUCUUCUCUCGACCCACACUGGCGUCCCUAUAGUGUGAGGCUGAAGGAUCCGCCGAACAUGGACAUGGAACUUUUCGAGGCCCUGCUGGCCAACAUGCACCAGAACCUCCCUCAAGGUGGAGGCGGAGCAUACGAUGACGACGUCGAGGAUGAUGACGACGAUUACGAGGAUGAUGAUGACGACGACGACGAUGAUGACUACGAUUAUGGUGGAGGUCACGAGCAUAACAUCCACGCGAUGGCCAACCCCUAUGGAGGCGGCGGUGGCGGCGAGGGUGGCGACCUGUCGCUGCCCACCAUGCAGACAAUGAGCAUUCUGCAGGGACUGCUCAAUAUGAACCCUGCGGCCUUGCCCGGUGGCGUACCUGACAUGGGCGGCGCCAUGAGUGGGCCCAUGAACGGGGGCAUGGGCUCCCCGAUGGAAGCCGGAGGUGGCUUCCUCUCCAACAUGCCUUCCUUCCUGCCUGCCAUGAACACUGAGAUGGCCGGCUCUCUUGCCGGGGCCUUCGCAGGCGGUAUUGGUGCGCUUAUGGACGGCUUCGCCAACGGCGGCGGUGGUGCUGGCGGCGGCGCCAAUAUCAGUGAGUACCACGAGGAUGAUCUUCUCUCCGACGAAGAGGACGAGGAGGACGACGAAGACGAUGACGAAGACGACGAUGAUCUAGACGAGCGAGGUGGCAUGGGCUCAGCUGUGGCGGUGGCAGCGGGCGCGGCGGCUGUGGGGGCAGUUGGCGGCAUGAUGGCUUCCAGACUACUGGGAUCUGGUGCCCCCCACCCAGCUCACAUGCAGCACCCGGACCAUCCCGCCAGUGUCCCGCACCCUGCCCACGCCCAACAUCCAGCCCACGGCUCUCAUCCCGCCCCUCUAGGCUUUACACACCCGCAGUACGCCGCAGACAUGCUCAGCCCUCCUACAGCGCACCCACAGCUGCCGCCCCCCUCGCACCACACCAAUAUGGCGCCGAGCAUGAGUGGAGGCUCCGUGAGAAGCGUCGACCCACUGGCAGGUGUGCCACUGGGCCUGGCGGGCGUGGCGGCCGGUGCCAGCCUUUUGGCUCCCGUAGUGAAUGGAUUACUCAACAACAAGCCCGCUGCCAAGCUGGAUAACUCCGACGCCUCCAGCGUCACCCUGGUAGGUGAUGACUCACUUAACUCCACCAAGACACUCCCAUCCACAGACCGCCCGGCAGACCCCAACAACACUGCCGCCGCCACCGCCGUCGCUGCUGCUGCUGCUGCUGCUGCUGCUGCUGCGGCGGCGGCGCUGGAGAAGACUCACAUCUCUCAGCCCAACAAGGAAGACCCAAAAUCUGCUCCUGCAGAGACAAAACAGGAGGCCAACAAGCCUGAAACCGCCAAACCUGCAACCACCAAGCCUGCAGCCACCCCUAAAAAGGAAGAAGCAGAAAAGAAGCAAGAAAGUGUAGAGGGCGUGACAGACGUGACCGAGGCACGCGAAGAGACACCGAAACCCACACGUGUGCCCUCUCCUAAGGAGGAUCAAGAGGACGACAAGGCAAGUGUCGGUGCUGACUCCGUCCCAGGUUCUGACGAGGCAGUGGACGGCAAGUCAGAUACUGAGAGCGUUAGGAAGAAAACGCCCUCGCCUGUGCUGGUUGAGAAGCUGGGUCGCCUCAGCCCCACAGGAAGUGAGUCCACGCCCGUUCUUGAGUCCGCCAGCUGUGCAUCAAUCACCGACCUUGCCAGCGCCACUGAAUCCAUGCGAGACUCUGAUACCGACAACCAUUCCGAUGCUCACAAUGUGACGGCCAACCUGUCCGACCUGGACAACGACCUUCAUGAGGCGCAGCCCAAAGUGCGCGCCCCGCCGCAAUAUGCCGUGGGAGGUCACUUGCCUAUCGUGAUCGAGAAGCCCACCUUUGGCUGGCAGUCUAUGGUGGGCCUCGACACCGCUAAGGAUGCGCUCAAGAACCUCUUCAUGAGCGAGACCUUCCCAGAGGUAUUCGAGGGGACGCAGGGCACUUGUAAGGGAGUGCUGCUCUUCGGGCCUGUCGGCUCCGGUAAGACUUGCCUUGCACGUGCCCUUGCCAAGGAGGCUCAAGACGCCAUCCUAAUCGGCAUAUCAACGGCCUAUCUAGCGACUCAACCGCCAAGCGAGGCGCCCAAAAUCGUCCGCUAUCUGUUCGACCAUGCUCGCAUGCACAGCCCUGCCGUCAUUCUCUUCGACGAGGUAGACGCCCUCUGCUACGACCGAUCGAGCGAGACUGCGAUGAAAGCCAAAAUUGAGCUGCUGCAUCAGAUCCGAGCACUCACAACCCUCAACCCAGCCUACCCGCCGGGCAUGAACCCACACGCCUUCAAUGACGGUAUCAUGGUCCUUGGCACCACCAAUCAGCCCUGGCUCCUGGAGGAUGACUUACGCAGGAUCUUCACAUACAACAUCCACGUUAAGUUACCUGGCGAGAAGGCGCGAGAGGAGCUGUUUCGUAUGUUCCUGCAGACGCUGCCGCACACGCUUAUUGACGACCAUUUCAAGUGCCUCGUUGCCAAGAGUGAAGGGUACAACGCAGCUGACAUCAACAUGGUGGUGCGGCAGGUGGUGGCCCAGAGGUCACCCACGGAGUCCAACAAGUACAUCCAGAACGUGUCUCGACCCAUUACCUAUGACGAUCUCGCCACUGUCAUGACAGAAUACAGGUGUCGGUUUACGGACGAUGUGGCGAACAAGUACCAGAGCUACAUCAAGUCCGCCACGCACAGAUCAGAGGAGCGGCGGGAGGAUACUAAAAAUGAGGAGAAGGCUAAGCCCAAGGGCGUCAAGAAGUUCGGCCAGAGGAUCGCCAAGUCCAUUGCUGCCGCGCUCGUUGCUGUGAUAGAUUAAUCUGUGUUUAGCUUGUAGUGAAAAGACAGCCCUGGCGCGGCGGCGGCGGCAGCGGCGGCGGCGACGGCGGCGGCGGCGGCGGCGGCGACGGAGGAGGCGGAAGCAGCCUGGCCCGGGCACGGUGCGCCGCACCCUGUUGUAAUUAGCUCUGUAUAGUCUGUCUGUGAUGAAACCAUUUUAAAUAAUAUGUGGACCUGCGCUGUCCACGACCUGGAGUGAGUUGUGGCGGCGAGCGACGUGGCCCAAGGGAUCCCUCUGCCCCAGCCAGGGUCGGAGGAACUUAGUCACUGAGUCAUUACUUCUGAUCCCUACUACUACUGCUACCACCACCACCGCCACCACCACCACCACCACCACCACCACCACCACCACCAUUACCACUACCACCACCACCACCACCACCACCACCACCCAUAAUAACAACAACAACAACAACAACAACACCAUGAUUCACAAGCCAAUGCCCCGCCUGCUGCCUGCCUGCUGCCCGUUGCCUGUGCCCGCCUCGCCAGCGCCCCACGCAGGCAGCAGCCCUUUGGAGCUACAGCCCCAGGGACUACUCAAGUGCUUCUGUGAAUGCCACGUGUAAAAUUGAAUCUGGAAUUGUGGUGUGUCGUGCCUCGGCGGCUCAGUGUGUGCGGUGUUGAGGAGCCUCUCGCCGCGGCCAGGCGGGGGCGUCGACCCGAGGGGGCGGUCGGAGGUGCUGGUCAGUGUUGUACAAAUCUUCUUCGAUAGAUAAUCAUCCAUUUCGCCUAAGUCACGUGAUCUCAAAAGUGCGUAUGUGGUAACUUCCAGUUUUACUAAUAUCAUUAUUGUCAUUAUUAUUAUUAUUAUUAUUAUUAUUAUUAUUAUUAUUAUUAUUAUUAUUAUUAUUAUCUUUUUUUUGGUAGGUGGAAAAAUGCGAAUUCUUUAGGUGAUCUAAAGUGAUAAUCAUACAUUAAGUGUGUUAAUCAUUACAUUGUCUCGUAUCAUGAUCGUGGUAGUUGUUGUCAAGUCUUGAUCCGGAAAACUCGCCCAAAAGACAAGAUCUGAGUGUGUCCGGAGCGUGGCCACAACACGCUCCCCCUGACCCAUCUGUUACCCUUUCUUUGUUUUGUUUUGCGAUUUUGUGGUUAUGGGGAGGUGCGGCGUGUGGCGCACCCCAGUGGCAUUGUGAAGGCUCGCGCGUUGGCUGGCGGAGAGCAUGCAAACUUGUCCCCCACACACACACACACACACACACACACACACACACACACACACACACACACACACACACACACACACACACACACACACACACACACACACACACACACACACACACACACACACAUUAAGUUUUUGACACAAAUUAUGAAAUCCCAUACUAUUGCGUCCCUAUGUUAUAUCUCAAGACUCCCCUCCCCCUUCCCUCGCUGUCACAAUUAUGCCUCGAGCAUUUUAAGAAUCCCUAAGUCCAUGUUCAUUGGCAUUAUCCAACUGUGGCAGUUGAGAGAAAAGCUCCCGCAGCCAGCAAGCGACGCCUGUGGUGUUAUAAAGACAAAAAACUAGUGCCUGUCUCAAUCUCAAAACAGUAUGUUUGUCAAUAGCGAGUCAGCGCCUCCCACGGCCGCGCUUCCGUCACUGAAGGGCUGCCUCGCCUCCAGCCGGGCAGACUCCUACACCUGUUAGACUCAAGUGCAUGAAGUUUUUUUUUUUUUUUUUUUUUCCUCCCCUCCUUACGUACGUACUCCAACGUGGCGCUGCUGGCGGUAUGAGGAGUGACUUCCCUCCAUCUCCCUUUCCUUUUCCUUCCUCUCUCCUCACCCUCCCUAUCCUCAUCCUCCUCAUCCUCGUGGUGGUCCAGUUGUACAGCUUGUGGGUGUGGGCGGCGCUGGGACUAGCGUGGUGCUUCCCUCUGCAGGUCUGGGAUGCGGGGAAUUCAUGCUUCUCUGCUUCUCAUUCAUUGUUGGGUUCAGCAUUAUAAAGAUUUUUCAGUGACCUUUUUUAUAUAUACAUAUAUAUAUAAACGGGGAAAUGGGUUAUGGUGAAUUUCGUUUUAUAUAUAUAUAUAUCGCUUAUAUAUAUAAUUAUACUUAUUUUGUUGACAUUUUUACACAAGUCUGUUGACCUUUUAUUGAAUCCUCUGCCCCUAUCCUAUUCUUUUUUUGUUAUUAUUAUUAUUAUUAUUAUUAUUAUUAUUAUACAUGGAUGUUGUUAACCUCCCGCUGUUCAGCUUAUCUCAUUAGGGAUUCUCAGGACUUGAUGUGAAAUACUAAGUCCUUGUGGAACUCCUCCGUCCCGGCCCAAGGGAAAGCACCUCGCCUGCUGUACACGGACGCCAAGCCGCCCCUUGUUCGCUUAUUUAGAAAUAUGGAUGGCGAGCGAACCUCCAUCUCUUCAUCCACCUCUCCUGCCUGCCUGCCUUCCAUCCCCCACCAUCCGUCCAUCCCUCCUUCCCAUGACCCCCAGCUCGGGCUCUCACUGGUUCACACAUCACCUAGAGCAACGUCUCCGCUAACAGUUAAUUAAAUAAAUCAUUUAUGAUUUUUUUAUUCUGUUGAUGUGUCAAUUCUGAAAGUCCGAGUGAAUUACUCUCACAUUUUUAUUUCCCUCGCACCCUGAUUUCCUUCGUCUGUCACCCCCCCCUGCUUAAUUUUCUCCUUUUCCUUGCCUCCCUCCCCAUCCAUCAAAUGCACCGCCCGUGGUCUUUUUUUUUUUUUUUUUAUGGAAGAAAAUGAUUUACUCAUAAUUUUAAAGUACAGCAUUUUAUAGACCCCUGUUCUUUCCUUUUUUUUUUUUUAGCCGUAGCCUUGUUCGUGCUUAGCAGUUAAGGAUGUAAAAAGGUACUGUAAAGGCUGUGUGACAGUCUGGGUGUGUAGGUGUUUGGCUCCGUGUGCGCCUCUGUGCGUGCUCGAGUGUGUGCACAUGUUUGUGUGAACUAUGGUGUCGCUGGAAGCUUUUUUUUUUUUUUUUUUUUUUUUCCUCUCUCACAAGGGCUUGGGGAGAAGCGUGCUGUUCCCCCGCCCCCCGCCCCUUGUCCCCCGCGCGACCUUCCAUAGUUGUAAAUGACUAUUUCCCCUCCCCCAUCCUGCCCCCCCCCUCCCGUCCCCUCCACCCCUCCUAACACAUUCCCACAGUUAAGUGUAAGAGCGAGGAACAGUCCUCCUCCUCCUCCUCCUAUGUUGACCUGCUCCUGCUGUUGUUUAUCUGCUGCUGCUGCUACUACUGCUUGUGCCACAGCUGUCAGGGGCCUGCUUGUUCUCCCUCUUUAUCUUACUUUCUGGCGCUAGUGUGUGUAUAGGUGUGUCUUUCUGCUCAUUAAUAUUAUUAUUAUUAUUAUUAUUAUUAUUAUUAUCAUCAUUAUUAUUAUCAUUAUUAUUAUUAUUAUUAUUAUUCAUGGUCAGAAUGUGCCUUGUCAGUGCGUGUGAUGUAGUGAAGAAAGUUUAUAUUUGAUCUGAA